AUUAACUAGGCGCCACACUAAGAUUCACCGAGUCGGCGUUCGUGGGUGUGCGCCUCUCUAGCAGAUAACUCUUCGUUUCUCUCACUGAAACUUCAAUGGCGGCCCCCAGUUUCAUAUACGAAACCCUAGGUCACCUCUCAUCGUCAUCGACCAUAACUUCAUCCUCUUCACUUGAAACCGAACAACCCGAAUCUUAUACUGUAUUUAAGAAUCAAGUUACUUCCUCUGCUACUACUAAUCAAUCUCCUUCAGCAACUGCCAUGGAUUACUUCUCUCUUGAUGUUAAUCUAGAUGAAGAAGGUAAUGAUAAUAAUGUUUUUCCAAUCUCUAGUACAAAACCAAGGGAUAAUAUAUCUCCUAGUAUUGUUCCUGCUACUCCUGUUCAAUCAUUGAACCCUUCAUUAGAACGUGGUUGGUUUCGUUCUAAUAGUCGGUUUAAAAGUCCUAUGGUUCAGCUUCAUAAAGAGAUACUUGAUUUCUGUGAUUUUCUGUCACCUACUGAUGAAGAAGCUGCAGCAAGAACUAGAGCUGUUGAUGGUGUUUUUGAUGUUAUCAAGUACAUAUGGCCUCUCUGUAAAGUCGAAGUGUUUGGAUCAUUCAAGACAGGCUUAUAUCUUCCUACCAGCGACAUAGACGUUGUAAUUUUGGAUUCGAAAGUUAGAACACCACAAAUGGGUUUGCAUGCUCUUUCUAAAGCAUUAUCUCAGAGAGGCAUUGCCAAAAAGAUACAGGUAAUCGCAAAGGCGCGUGUUCCAAUCAUAAAGUUUAUUGAAAGGCAGAGUGGUGUUAAUUUUGAUAUUAGUUUUGAUGUAGAGAAUGGACCAAAAGCGGCGGAGUUUAUUAAGGAUGCCAUAACUAAGAUGCCUCCUUUACGUCCGCUGUGUUUGAUAUUGAAGAUUUUUCUUCAACAGAGAGAACUUAAUGAGGUAUACUCUGGUGGAAUCGGUUCAUACACCCUUCUUUCAAUGUUGAUAGCGCAUUUGCAGUUGCAUUGGAAAGGACAGCAUGUACAAGACCGUCGAGCUUCGCCAGAACAUAAUCUGGGAAUCCUAUUGGUCAACUUUUUUGAUAUUUAUGGGCGUAAGUUGAACAUCUACGACGUUGGGGUAUCUUGCGAAAAUUCAGGAACAUUUUUCUUGAAGACCAAUAGAGGGUUCUUGAACGAAGAUCGUCCCUAUCUUUUAUCCGUGCAGGAUCCACAGGCCCCAGAAAACGACAUAGGGAGGAACUCUUUCAAUUUUUCCCAGAUAAGAUCGGCAUUUGGAAUGGCCUUCUCCAUGUUAACUAGUUCAAAAUCCAUAUUGGCGCUGGGUCCUAACAGGAGCAUUCUUGGAACCAUUAUUAGACCUGAUCCAUUACUAGUAGAGCGAAAAGGUGGGUCCAAUGGAGAUAUCACCUUCAGUAGCUUGCUCCGUGGCGCAGGGGAACCAGUACAGUCUGAGUUCCAGUCUGGGCAAGACAUCUCUUGUAACUGGCAACAGAUUAAUGAUGAAGAACCACUACCAAGAGGCAGUGGAACUCCCGUAAAUGUUAGUGGAGGUUCUUCUUCACGGAAGAGAAAGGCAUUAAGAGAGAAGAAACAGAAGGUAAGUGGAAAUGGGGAGGCAGUGAAUAUCCAUCAUGAAGAAAAUGGAACAAAGAAAACCAAGGCGUCAAAAAAGAAGAAACAGUGGAAAGAAUUCCAAGGAAGUGGUGAUGCGCAUGUUGAUACCUAUAAUGACGAGUAUUAUCCUACUAAUAGUAAUACUCCGUGGAGCUGGUCCCAGGGGUGAUGGCACUAGAACAAUUUCCAGCUAAUACUUCUUAACAUGUCUUAACUUAAAGCACAUGAUGCAGAUAGAGCUGUUGUAGAUUCAGCUGAAAUCACCCCCAAGUUGAUAGGUGGUUACAAUGAGCUUGCAUUCGGGGUUGGCAUAUUUGGUAUACCCAUCUUGGAUGGCAUUUUUGAUGAGAAUGAGAUUACAAGAGUGUGUAAUAGUUAUCAUGUUUACAACCCGUUACAUCUUUUGAACAACAUUUUGUACGGCUUUACUUAUAGCACUGAACUUAUGCAUUUGCAUGGGAAUAUUCAAGAUCUCUGUUCGACUGGGUGGUUCAAAGC
Messenger RNA from Papaver somniferum (opium poppy), 2101 nucleotides. Its product is annotated as non-canonical poly(A) RNA polymerase PAPD7. Lineage: Eukaryota; Viridiplantae; Streptophyta; Magnoliopsida; Ranunculales; Papaveraceae. The coding region runs from base 96 to 1772 and encodes 558 amino acids. Gene Ontology annotation, cellular component: nucleolus; TRAMP complex. The transcript is spliced from 12 exons. Gene Ontology annotation, molecular function: poly(A) RNA polymerase activity; mRNA binding. Gene Ontology annotation, biological process: RNA 3'-end processing. The record is from RefSeq and is a predicted model, not a curated record.